AUUUUUAGUUAGGAGUUCUUCAUGUGAAAUUAAUUAGAGUAUAAGAAUUAAUUAAUAUAGAAAACAUUUUUAAAUAGGGCAGCACGUCAACGUGUGGUGCAAAACAACCCCCGGCCAGCUGAGGGUACCUUUGCAUAAGUGUGCGUCAGUGCUUAAGGGUGAACCAGUGUACGUGUGACUGUACGGGUGUGAGUUUGUGUGUGUGUCAGAGGCAUGAAAAAAACAGCCGGCAAAGAAAUUCAACAUUAAAAAUAGACGCGAGCUGUGCGCUCUUUUAAAAUUGCUAAUCAAUUCAGCUGGAGUGUGCGGCUGUAUGCAAUAGUUGGCUUUUCCAUAACUAAAUUCAGUCCGUAAUGUGUUGAAAAUUGGUAAUUAAAGUAAAAGCUGCCUUCGAUAGUGGCAUCGUCGUGUAUUUUUCCCUUGUUGAGAUUACCGUCUACAAAUGUAUUUGUAUAUACUAUAAUAUAAUAAGAGGCUGUACGUAGAACAAUAACGGAGCACGUGCAGUACCCAUACCACUCCACUGCAGUCAUCAUCACGCCACGCUACGCUUUGCCAACGUCUAGGAGAGGAAAGAGAGAAUGAGGAAGAUGCAGCUCAUAAGGCGACUGCUCAAUUACAAAUAUAUGACGAGGGCGCAAAUAAAUGGCUUUGACAAUUACAAGUACAGCGCCAUAGACACCUCACCUCUAAGUCAAUAUGUAAUGCACCCAUUCUGGGACUGGCUUGUCAAGUUCUUCCCCCGUUGGUUUGCACCCAAUCUGAUGACAUUCCUGGGCUUCCUGUUCAGUGUGAUGAACCUGGUGUUGCUCUCCUACUACGACUGGAACUUCGAAGCCAGCUCCGGCGAGGAACAUACCACACCCAUUCCCAGUUGGGUAUGGCUUUGCACCGCAAUCAACAUAUUCGUUGCCUACACGCUGGACGGCAUUGAUGGCAAGCAAGCGCGGCGCAUCGGAUUGUCUGGACCGCUGGGCGAGCUGUUCGAUCAUGGUUUGGACUCGUACACAGCUAUGCUGAUACCAACAUGUCUGUAUAGCAUCUUUGGACGCAGCCGGGUCUACUCAGUGCGUCCCAUGCGCAUGUACUAUGUCUGCCUAACGGUCUACUUCAACUUCUUCAUAUCGCAUUGGGAGAAGUACAAUACGGGCAUAUUGUACUUGCCGUGGGGCUAUGAUCUCAGCAUGUGGGGCAGCACAGCUAUGUACCUGGUCACCUGGUGGAUGGGCUUCGAGGGCUGGAAGUUCGAAUUGCCAUUGGGCUCCCUCGGCACUUUGCCGUUGGGCAAUGUGAUGGAAGCAGUGCUCCAUAUUAGCGCCAUGGCAAAUCUACCUUUAGUGUUUAUCAACGUUUACAACUCAUAUAAGAAUCGCACGGGACGAUUGUUAUCGCUAGCGGAGGCUCUGCGACCCUUAUGGCCUUUUGUUACAUAUUUUGUGCUCUUGUUUGUCUGGCCCUUUGUAUCGCCGAACGACAUUAUGGAAACGGAUCCCCGUGCCAUGUUCAUGUUGAGCGGCACAAUCUUCUCGAAUGUCAGCUGCCGAUUGAUCGUCUCCCAAAUGUCCGUCACCCGCUGCGAAGCCUGGCACUGGCAGACGCCCAUGUAUGUGGUGUCCAUAGUGCUGGGGUUGUGGCUUCCGGUAUUGGAGCGGCCGCUACUUUACAUGCUGCUCAUAGUGACUACCUUAACACAUUGGCACUAUGGAGCCAGUGUGGUCGAUCAGAUGUGCGAGCACUUUAAUCGUAUUUGCUUUACGGUGCACAAAAGAGUGCCGGACAAAGAAGUGGAGAGCAAACCGCUAGCGAAACUGCAGGAGCAUCCGGAUGAGUUAAAGACAUCACUCAAAAAGGAUUAGACAGUGCACAGUGCAUUGAUGUGCAGUUUACUAUUUGUUUUUCUCAUUUGAGCUCUCUGCGGCAAGUCUUAUUCAUCUUAAGUGGAUGUGAGAUUAUGUAUUUACAUUCGAGUAUGCAUAUAUUUUGUUCUAAUUAGCGCCUUUUUGAACAAGAUGCUCAGGUGGCAAGGACAAAUAUUCUCGAGUUAUAAAGAACAAAAAAAAACGACAUUAUAAUACACACUUUCCAAAAGGCUAUGCUUCAUACGGUUCUAUUCCUUUUAGCAAUGAAAAACUCGCUUCGACCAUUGUAGUAUUCAACUGAAAUUUGUCGAAUCUAUUUGCAUCAAUGAUGAUGAAAUAACUACAAACAUUACUAUUAUCCCAUUGAAUAUCCAGAACGCAAAACAAUUGUCAAAACUACAUUUUUCACACAGAUCCACUAUAUUUUUUAUUAAGAAAGACUUGGACUCUGUUCCAAGACAACGCUUGCUUCCUGUACCCUGUAAUCAUUCUAAUUGUAUCUAUAAGUGUAUUUAAAUGUUAGUGUUUUAUGUAUUUAUUCAAUUUGCUGUUUAGCUCUCAAUUAUCUAGACAUAAUAGCAUACUCUUAAAUGUGCUUAAUUUAUUUUGUAUUAUUCAUAAUGUGCUCUAGUUUAUGCAUUGAAACUGAAGAAAACCGACAUGACCUCUUAUUUUUUUUAAAUGCAAACUAUGUUAUUAUUAUUUAAUUACGUCGCAUACUUUAUACGUCUAAUAUCUAUAAAUUAGUGUGAAUAAAAUGGGGCACGAUUUUAAUUAUAUACUGAACUGUAAAUGUAAAUAUCGCUUCCCCAUCCUUGUAAAACUGUGUAAAAGACAAAACCACGACAAGACAGCCACUUUAAAGGAAUAAAUUAUAUUUUAGAGAACACAA
Molecule: messenger RNA, 2751 nt
Organism: Drosophila sulfurigaster albostrigata
Lineage: Eukaryota; Metazoa; Arthropoda; Insecta; Diptera; Drosophilidae
Product: ethanolaminephosphotransferase 1
Exons: 5
Coding region: 582-1856 (424 amino acids)
Biological process (GO): phosphatidylethanolamine biosynthetic process
Cellular component (GO): endoplasmic reticulum membrane; Golgi apparatus
Molecular function (GO): ethanolaminephosphotransferase activity
Source: RefSeq, a predicted model, not a curated record